Molecule: messenger RNA, 483 nt
Organism: Ylistrum balloti
Lineage: Eukaryota; Metazoa; Mollusca; Bivalvia; Pectinida; Pectinidae
Product: neuroligin-4, X-linked-like
Exons: 1
Coding region: 1-483 (160 amino acids)
Biological process (GO): modulation of chemical synaptic transmission; synaptic vesicle endocytosis; neuron cell-cell adhesion
Cellular component (GO): synapse; postsynaptic membrane; cell surface
Molecular function (GO): neurexin family protein binding; signaling receptor activity
Source: RefSeq, a predicted model, not a curated record
AUGGUGUCUGUUAUUGUGUUGAGGCUGUUCCUCCUAUUCUUUAUAUUCCCCAAUGGAAGUGUUGCUCCUGUCACUAUUAAAAGUAUUGGUUCUAAAAAAGUGAAAACGCAAGCAGGCCAGUACAGGGGUGUUCUAGUGGAGUUUCCAAUGACUCAGUUACGUCCAGUGGAAGCGUUUAACGGAAUACCGUAUGCUACUUUACGGGAUGGUAAACUAAGAUUCAUUCCUCCCGCCAGUUUCAUAAGAAACAGAAACAAAUUGAUUGAACUUAGUCCUACGAAUGGCAGCAUUGUCUGUCCACAAAAGAAAUUUGACAAAAAAACAUUCAUAAAACAGAUGAAUGAUGGCAGCUUCCGCCGAGUACAGCGAGUGAUGUCACAAAACCACACCCGCAAAGAAGAUUGCCUGUCCCUCAGCGUCUAUGUGCCUCAAAUAGGUAAGCUCUCCCAUUCCACUUCCGGAGCAGUCCAGCAGCUACGCUGA